AUGGCGCAGCUGUUGCAGCGCUCCCUGCGCCUUUCAGGGGCUGGGAGAUCCCGGCUCCGUUCACGGGCCGCCAGCGGUGUGCAGGCCCGUGGCACGUCGCCUCCCCGCGCUGCGGCGAGGGCGGCUUUGGAGGAAUGUUAUCGGCUGGGCCUGUGGCAGAAAGCCUUGGAGAUCUUGGCUGAGAUGAAGUUGGAGAGGGCAUUGGAACCAAUGCGACCUAAUCCCACUGUAUUCCCCUACAGCGCUGCAAUGGGAGCCUGUGCAGAGGCCACGCAGUGGGAAGCCACUCUGCAGCUCCUUUGGCAGAUCCCCAUGCAGUCGCUGACGCCCGACCUCCUUUGCCUCUCCGCCUGCUUGAGCUCCUGCGCCCGCGCGCGGCAGCCCAAGGUGGCCAGGCAGGUGGCGCAGCACUGGUCCGAACGCAGCCUGCGUGAGUCGCUGGCGCUCGUACGGUGGAUCCUUAGGAAGCAGGAUGUGGGAUGA
Durusdinium trenchii is the source of this 483-nucleotide messenger RNA. The record is from the annotation of a GenBank genome assembly. Lineage: Eukaryota; Dinophyceae; Suessiales; Symbiodiniaceae.